Molecule: messenger RNA, 505 nt
Organism: Trachymyrmex cornetzi
Lineage: Eukaryota; Metazoa; Arthropoda; Insecta; Hymenoptera; Formicidae
Product: protein LLP homolog
Exons: 2
Coding region: 38-472 (144 amino acids)
Biological process (GO): dendrite extension
Cellular component (GO): nucleolus
Molecular function (GO): RNA binding
Source: RefSeq, a predicted model, not a curated record
ACCUUUCUCGUUCAACUACUCGACGCACGUGUGAGUAAUGGCUAAAUCUCUACGCAGUAAAUGGAAAAGAAAAUGCAGAGCGAUCAAGAGAGAACGUUACGCAGUAAAAGAAUUAGCUAGAUUAAAGAAGACUCUUGGUAUUGAUGAUAAUGCAUCUAAGGAUAUUGAAAUGACAGAGAUUACUGAAAUUGCUACAGUUGUCGACGCUAAGAAGGUAAAAGAAGAUGUAAAGGCUAAACAAGUUAAGGAUGUAAAGUCUACGACUGUGACAGGUGAAGAACAAAUGGAAGUAGAAGGCGCUAGAAUAUAUAAUAAGAAAACAUUGCGGGAUCAGUAUGGCAAUUAUCCUGUAUGGAUGAACCACAGAAAGAUAGUCAAGCACAAAAAAGGUAGAGCAAAAACGAAGAAAACAGGCAAAACAGGCAAGAGGCUUACUAGACGACAGAAGAAAGUGAUUCAGAAAGAUAAAUAAAAUUUGUCAUGAGUAUAUUUUAAAUUAAUUUUU